AUGUCUGCAGAUGUGCGUGAUGUGCUGUCAGACUGCGAUGAGCUGGUUGAGGAGACGUUUCGGUUUGCUGAUGACGUCUUGGAAAAGAACACAGUUCGGAGGCGGAUGGCCAAACCUCCUCAGUCUCCAAAGUCUCCAUACCAGACAAGCCUGAUUCUGAACUCGCGCAGGGCAGCUGUGGCGGCCUGGAGACUGCCCCGGGCUUCUCUGGGGGGCAGCAGAGAGGGAACCCCAGGGGACAUAGACAUAAACACAGGCUCUGGACCAGCAGGCUUCUUUGGCAACGGCCACGAUGUAUCAUCGAUGAUCAGAGCUGAGUGUAACAACUCCCCAGGGCUUCUCAAAAACAACUUCAGGAAACAGAAACUACUGGUGCUCAAUGGGCUGACAGCAGGGGACUUGCAAGACAAGGAGGACAUGUAUGAGGAGAUCAUCCAUCUCAAAAAGAGCCUGCACGCACACAAGUCUGACAACAAGCUGAUGAGGGCGAGACUGCGCCGCCUUGAGGAGGACAACAGCAAGCGUGAGAAGCAGAUCAGAGAGCUGCUGGAGCCCACCAAAGCACCGGCGUUUGCCUUCACUCUGGUGGACAACAAGAAAGAAGGCAGUGUGGUGGUGAAGGGGCUGAAGCAGCGCAUCCUCAAACUGGAGCAGCAGUGUAGGGAGAAGGAGAGCGCUCUCAGGUAA
Messenger RNA from Knipowitschia caucasica, 687 nucleotides. Lineage: Eukaryota; Metazoa; Chordata; Actinopteri; Gobiiformes; Gobiidae. The record is from the annotation of a GenBank genome assembly.